AUGGACUACGCCAGUUACGACCCAAAGAAGGUUCGUCUCCAUGUUGUGGUGCUUAAAGCUUUCAUACUAGGGGCGGCAAUCACUGCAGCAUGCGUGGUUUUGGCUUUCAGCUCGUCUUUGCAGUCCUUUGUCGCCAGAGCAUCGAUCUAUGCCAUGGCCGUGAGUGGAUUCUACAUGCUAGAGUUUCUCACCACAGCCGUGUAUAACACGGGGUCCAUUGACGACGACUCGUUCAUCAUGAACGAUUUGGAGCUUCACGCUGUGCACGUGGCGUCAUUGGCGGAAUCAUACUUUUUGCAUAAACACUGGAAAUAUCACUACAUUUCAUUUUGGGCUGGGUUGGCGAUAAUGCUAGCAAGUCAGUUCUGCCGAACGUUGGCAAUGUACACAGCAGGCACAUCCUUCCACCACUAUGUCCAAAAGGAACGGUCCCAGAAACAUGUUCUUGUGGAGCACGGCAUAUACAGUUUUUCAAGACACCCGAGCUACUUUGGCUUCUUCUGGUGGUUUGUAGGGUGCCAGAUCUUGCUUCAGAAUGCUUUCACCUUGGUAGUGGGAACAUACAAGCUUCAAGGCUUCUUUCAGGCACGUAUAGAGUACGAAGAACAGUUUCUUGAGUCCUUCUUUGGUGAAAGGUACCGUGCCUACAGCCGACGUACACGUACAUGGAUACCCUUUAUAGAGUAA
Molecule: messenger RNA, 687 nt
Organism: Candidozyma auris
Lineage: Eukaryota; Fungi; Ascomycota; Pichiomycetes; Serinales; Metschnikowiaceae
Product: protein-S-isoprenylcysteine carboxyl O-methyltransferase
Exons: 1
Coding region: 1-687 (228 amino acids)
Biological process (GO): C-terminal protein methylation
Cellular component (GO): endoplasmic reticulum; membrane
Molecular function (GO): protein C-terminal S-isoprenylcysteine carboxyl O-methyltransferase activity
Source: RefSeq, a predicted model, not a curated record